AUGCCCUCUAAAGGAUGGUUCAACCUCGAAUCCGCAGGUGGCAUGAUCCCCGAGACCCAGUUCUUUGAGGGGGACUCUGCCUUCAAGUUCCUCGGCCUCACUCGUACACAGAGAUUAUACGGCUUUGUUGGAUGUCUCAUCAUAGGGUUCGCCCUCAGCUUACUAGGCAGCAUAUUGCUUUUCUUGGGUCAGCUCGGUAGUUUUGCAGUUUUGUACACUAUUGGUAUCUUGGUAUCCCUCGUCGGCACUGGUUUCGUCAUUGGAUUUGCCUCGCAAAUCAAGCUCAUGUUCAAACCCGUACGAAUCAUUGCCACAGUCGUAUUCCUUGGCUCAGUAGGCCUCGUCUUCGUCGGCGCCUUCGUACUCAAGAACGAGAUACUGUGCAUCAUUUUCGUCAUCGUCGAAUACCUCGCCUAUAUCUGGUACAACCUAUCGUAUAUUCCAUACGCCCGAUCAGCUGUGCUCAAACUCGUCGGGAUGAAUUAA
Suillus subaureus is the source of this 486-nucleotide messenger RNA. Its product is annotated as Got1/Sft2-like family-domain-containing protein. The coding region runs from base 1 to 486 and encodes 161 amino acids. Gene Ontology annotation, biological process: vesicle-mediated transport. The transcript is spliced from 7 exons. Lineage: Eukaryota; Fungi; Basidiomycota; Agaricomycetes; Boletales; Suillaceae. The record is from RefSeq and is a predicted model, not a curated record. Gene Ontology annotation, cellular component: membrane.